AUGUUCCAACCCGAUAGUUCAAUGGCCAACACCGAAAGCCAAACUCUUACCCAUGAUGCUACUCAACAAAAACAAUAUUCCCUUGAGAUUGCUCAUGACUGUCGGAAAGGCACACAGAAGUCCACUGACAAGUCGGCAGACUCCGUCAACUUGCCCGAACCUAGCAGGACCCAGUUGGAGACGACAGUAAUCAUGGGUGCUCUCGCCUUGUCCCUCUUCCUUUCCGCCCUGGACACUACCAUCAUCACAACUGCUGUCCCCACCAUUGUCAACCAGUUUAACGCUCCUGCUGGUUACGUUUGGAUUGGUAGUGCCUAUCUUCUUGGCAACGCUGCCAUCGUCCCCAUUUGGGGAAAGAUGUCCGAUAUUUUUGGCCGCAAGCAGAUUUUGCUCAUCGCAGUCAGCAUAUUCUUGUUAGGGUCGCUUCUUUGUGCAAUUAGUCAAAGCAUGGGUAUGCUUAUCGCUGCCAGGGCUAUCCAAGGCGUUGGUGGUGGAGGUGCUAUUGCGUUGCCUAACAUGUGUGUUUCCGAUCUCUUUUCUCUACAGGAGCGCGGCUUGUAUUUUGGUCUGCUAAGCAGUGUUUGGGCUUUGGCAUCAGCCAUAGGUCCUGUAAUUGGCGGUGUCUUCACAGACAAAGUUUCUUGGCGUUGGUGCUUUUACAUCAACCUUCCCAUUGGCGGGGUUUCUCUUGCUGUUUUGGUCUUCUUUCUCAAGCUGCACAAUCCCCGCACGCCUCUUAGAGAAGGCCUUGCUGCCGUCGAUUGGGUUGGUAACCUACUUGUUAUUGGUGGCACGCUCAUGGUGCUUAUGGGUCUUCAGUUUGGCGGUGUUGAAUACGCCUGGAAAUCCGCCACAGUUAUCUGCCUCAUUGUGUUUGGCACGGUUACCAUUACACUCUUCUACAUCUACGAGUAUAGGUUUGCCGACUAUCCUGUCAUUCCUCCGCGCAUCUUCCGCUACAGGAACAGUAUCUCCGCCUAUAGCUUGAGUAUCAUGCAUGCCAUGGCUUUUCUCGGUGGUACGUACUGGUUGCCUCUGUAUUUCCAGGCUGUGCUCGCAGCCAGCCCACUCAUGUCUGGAGUGUACCUGCUGCCGUACAUUGUUUCGUCCUCGUUCCUUUCGGUAGGCGCUGGCAUACUUAUUAAGAAAACUGGACACUUCCGAUGGCCCAUUGUUAGUGGUCUGUUUAUUAUGACCAUUGGACUUGGCCUCCUGACCUAUCUCGAUGACAAACCUCGCUGGGACCGGAUUAUCAUCUUUCAGAUCAUCGCUGGACUCGGAUCUAGCACCGGCUUUCAAGCGCCCCUAAUCGCCCUUCAAACAACUAUAGAGCCCCAAGAUAUUGGGCCUGCCGUUUCUGCCUACGCUUUAGCUCGUCAAAUUGGUACCUCUAUUUCUGUCAUCAUUGGCGGAGUUAUCUUUAACAAUGUCAUGAGCUCGAAGCAAAGCCGUCUAAGGUCCACUAUCGGCCCACAACUCGCCUCAGAAUUCAACGGCCAAGAUGCCUCCGCCAGUAUCCCGAAGAUUGCGGGCCUUCCUACGGAUCAAAAGCAGAUUGUUAGAGCUGUCUACUGGGAUGUGUUGCAGAAGGUGUUUAUCCUGUAUGCCUGUGUCAGCUUUGCUGGCUUUCUUAUCAGCUUGUUUGUUAGGCAAACUAAGUUAUCUCAGGAGCAUAGCGAGUACAAAACUGGCUUGCAUUUUCUUAGAGAAGGCAAUGGAAAGACCAAGAAGACUAAUGAGGAACAAGCUACCUAA
Molecule: messenger RNA, 1755 nt
Organism: Bipolaris victoriae FI3
Lineage: Eukaryota; Fungi; Ascomycota; Dothideomycetes; Pleosporales; Pleosporaceae
Exons: 1
Coding region: 1-1755 (584 amino acids)
Biological process (GO): transmembrane transport
Molecular function (GO): transmembrane transporter activity
Source: RefSeq, a predicted model, not a curated record